AUGUCAAACCCGCCUGUGAGACAUGUUUCCUUGCAAAGGUCUCUUGUACCUUUAGUCUACCGGCUGGACAAGAGCGAAAGACUAUCCAAAGGCAGAAGCAUUCUUCCGAAGCCUGCCCGUAACCAUAUCUCAAACCCAUCACCCACUUCUACGCACAUACUUGACACAUGGAAGCUCUGUUCCGCAGUCAAAACUUUUGAGUCUCAUUUGGCAGAAUGUGGCCUUGGAAGUCCCGGCUCUGUCGAACGAACGAGCCUUUGUUCCACUGUCUAUGAGAGAACCGGCUGCAUAUUCAACUUUGAAGAAUUCUCCAAAAAAGUUGGCGAAGCUUUCAAAUCACAGCAUGCUCUACAUGCCAAGAAAGCUGAUGUUAUGACCUGGCCACCACGAAAGUUGGUCUGGCAAUGCCUAGAGUACUACUCCGCGAACGGAAUUUACUCCAUCUUCCCUAUAGUUGAUGUUCAGAUGAUGCAUCAAUUGCUUAAUGAUAAUGUUCUAGAGCAGCCGGAGAAAAAUAAACAUGCAGCCAAUCGUGCAAUUCUGGCCAUAUUUACGGCAUUCAUGUCUCGGAUUCGCCGACACGAGCCCGAGUUCCUCGAUACUGAUCCCGAUGCCUACGCACAGGCAGCACUAGGACUGCUACCUGAACUUUUGAUGGAAGAUGGUGAUAUCAGAAGUCUAGAAACAUUUCUUCUUUUGGUGAGUUAG
Molecule: messenger RNA, 708 nt
Organism: Penicillium verhagenii
Lineage: Eukaryota; Fungi; Ascomycota; Eurotiomycetes; Eurotiales; Aspergillaceae
Product: fungal specific transcription factor domain-containing protein
Exons: 2
Coding region: 1-708 (235 amino acids)
Source: RefSeq, a predicted model, not a curated record